Oppiella nova is the source of this 561-nucleotide messenger RNA. Lineage: Eukaryota; Metazoa; Arthropoda; Arachnida; Sarcoptiformes; Oppiidae. The record is from the annotation of a GenBank genome assembly.
UGCCUUUUGGGCUACAUUUCCUAUAUCGUGGAAAAGGAUGAUAACGAACAGUUCGAUAAUAUCGCGGAGGCCAUGUGGUGGUCGGUGGUCACGUUGGCUACGGUGGGUUAUGGGGAUCGAGUACCGGUGACCUGGCUGGGCAAGCUCAUCGCCAGCGUGUUCACCGUACUAGGAGUGGCCUUAUUUGCCUUACCGGCCGGUAUUAUCGGCGCCGGACUGGCCCUUAAGGUCGAGGAGGAGGAGCGCAAUCGGCAACGGAAAAAGAAAAAGGCGGCCGCGGCUACCUUGAUACAAUGCGCGUGGAGGUGCUACAAGUCCAGCAUCAAAUACAACGAGACAUCCAGGUUCUUUGCCCACAAGCCUACGGAUAUCUACAAGUUUUACUACUUCGAGACGAUUGAGAAGAAGUUCAUUUGUUUGACGAAGUUUUUUAUCGCCAAACAGAGGUUUGUGGACCUAUUGAGGCCCCUGGAUAUCAAGAGUAUCAUCGAGAGCUAUAAGUAUGGGCAGCUGGACGUGAUGAGCAGGGUGGGACAUAUGCAGACUACUAUUGAUACGAUU